AUGCGCUGGUGCCUCCAGAACACUUUUCGCAAGAAUGAUUUCCGUCCUCUACAAAGAGAUGUGAUUGUGGCCGUCAUUGAAGGCCAUGAUGUCUUUCUACAGGCAUCAACCUCUUUCGGGAAAAGCCUUUGCUACCAGCUCCCUGCGGUGUUAAAAGAUUGGGGCUUAACAAUUGUCGUGAGUCCGCUUCUAGCGCUGAUGGUUGAUCAAGUCAACGCCCUGAAAGCUCUCGGGGUGUCAGUGGAAACAAUAAACUCAAACACACCGCAACCAGAGAAGAAGCGAGUUUUACAAGACAUGCUCUGCGGUCACCCAGAGACCAGGCUUUUAUACGUCACGCCCGAACUAUGUGCAACAGAGCAUUUCCGCCGCCAAUUACUAGUAGUCCACAAGCAAGGCCAACUCAUCCGAAUUGCAAUUGAUGAAGCACAUUGCAUCAGUCAAUGGGGCCACGAUUUCCGCCCUGCCUACAAAGAGCUGAGCUGGCUCAGAAACAACCUCACUAACCCACCCGUACCUAUCACUGCCGUUACGGCAACUGCCACACCCCGAGUCCGCUCCGAUAUCAUUGACAUCCUAGGACUAGACGUGACUCAACUCAAACUCUUCAACACGCCCUCAGCUCGCCCAAACAUCCAUUACGAGGUCCGGUACCUCGAGGACUUCAACGAUGACUACAGCGGUGCCGAAGACAGCCAACUAUCAAACCUUCUAAAAUGGCUCAGAGCCAUCCGCACCCGACGAGAAGCUAGACUUGGUGCCGUGGAAGUGGCACAGCUCCCACCACUUUCAGGCAUCGUGUAUGUGGGAACACGUGCCCUGGCAGAACAUCUAGCUAGCCGACUGUCUUCAGAUGAGACGGUCUCCGCAGUUCCAUACCACGCCGGUCUAGAAGCAGAGAACCGAUCCAGGAUUCAAGAGAGAUGGAAAGCACCCCAACCAGUUCAGCAAUCAACAGAGGGCAAAAAGCCACCUACUUUCUCAAUAAUCGUGGCAACGAACGCCUUCGGCAUGGGAAUCGACAACCCAAACGUCCGCUUUGUCGUGCACUGGACACCACCCUCAAGCUUCGAAAGUUUCGUGCAGGAAUCAGGACGCGCAGGUCGAGACGGGUGUGCUGCUGCUUCAAUCGUCUACUAUGGUCUGCCCGAGCGGGACAGGGUACAAAAAUUCAUAUACCGAGACACGGAGCAGCAUCGCAGAAAAGGCAUCGAGAACCGAGAGGCAAAGCUUGAGAGUUUCGGGAAGGUUAUUCGAUACUGUGAGAGUAUCACGCGAUGUCGACAUGGUCUUAUUAAAGAGUUCUUUGGUGAUUUCGAGCUUGAAGAAUUGGGUUCGCAACUGCCGCCUUCCACGCCUGCGCCAGCAGGCUCGACUUCGCCUUGUGAUUUUGCUUGCGAUUUUUGCAAGGAGGGGCGAGGUGGAUUGUCCAAAAGGCGGUCGAAGAUGGCGUCUGAGACGGAGAUGUCUCUUCUAUAUGCUGAUUUUGAAUGA
Penicillium antarcticum is the source of this 1494-nucleotide messenger RNA. RefSeq names its product putative RecQ family helicase RecQ. Gene Ontology annotation, molecular function: ATP binding; four-way junction helicase activity; nucleic acid binding. Gene Ontology annotation, cellular component: cytoplasm; chromosome. Gene Ontology annotation, biological process: double-strand break repair via homologous recombination. The transcript has 4 exons. The record is from RefSeq and is a predicted model, not a curated record. The coding region runs from base 1 to 1494 and encodes 497 amino acids. NCBI's taxonomy places the organism in Eukaryota, Fungi, Ascomycota, Eurotiomycetes, Eurotiales, Aspergillaceae.